Messenger RNA from Pedinophyceae sp. YPF-701, 495 nucleotides. The record is from the annotation of a GenBank genome assembly. Lineage: Eukaryota; Viridiplantae; Chlorophyta; Pedinophyceae.
AUGGCUGCUCGCCUCUGCGCCAACCCGGCGCUCGCCGGCAAGGCCUCUAGCUUCACGGGCAGCCGCGUGCAGUCCGCCCGCCUCUCGGUGCCCCAGACCGGCCGCGGGGCCCUCCAGACGCGCAUGGCGCGUGUGGGCGGCGUGGAAAUCCCCAAUCCCAAGCGCAUCCAGACGUCCCUCACGUACAUCUACGGGAUCGGCCCGACCACGGCCGCGUCCAUCAUGAGCGCCACGGGCCUCGAGAACAAGCGCACCCACGAGCUCAGCGAGGACGAGCUCCAGCUGCUCCGUAACGAGGUGGACCAAUACAUGACGGAGGGUGACCUGCGCAGGUUCAACGGGCUCAACAUCAAGCGCUUGAUCGAGAUCCAGUGCUACCGUGGCAAGCGCCACCAGUCCGGGCUGCCUCUGCGCGGCCAGCGGACGAAGACGAACGCGCGCACGCGCAAGGGCCGCAGGAAGACGGUCGCCGGCAAGAAGAUCGCCAAGAAGUAA